UCUCCUUUCAGAUUGAAAUGUAAGAACUAAGAUAACACAAUUUAUUAGAACUAUCAUUUUAUAGAUCAACCUAUAUCACCCUACAGUAGAUCUAGUUCUAAUUAAAGAUAAUGACAGACUUGUCUUGACGAAGCCAUGAACUAAAGUUGUUCAGUUAGAAUCAAACUAUUUAUAUAUAUAUAUAUAUAUAAAAAAAAGAAUGCCAGUUAAUGUACUUGAUUUUUGGUUUGCUGAAAGCAUUAGAGACAAAAAAUUUGAGGAUCUUUACGAGCUUGGAAAAGAGCUGGGAAGAGGUGCUACUGCUGUUGUCUAUAAAUGUAUAGCUAAAGGUACAAAUCAAGCUUGGGCUGUAAAAAUAUUAGACAAAAAGGUUGAACAUAAAACUGUAGUAACAGAAGUUGGAAUUUUAUUGAAAAUUGAGCAUCCAAACAUCGUGCAAAUGAAGGAGGUCUAUGAAACAUUGGAAACAGUCUAUAUUAUCUUGGAAUUGGUUACUGGUUCAGAAUUAUUUGAGAGAAUAGUGUCUGAACAAUAUUAUUCAGAGGAGCAAGCAGCACUAGCUGUAAGAGAUAUAAUAUCUGCAGUUGAUUACUUACACAAACAUGAUAUUGUUCAUAGAGAUUUAAAGCCUGAAAACAUUUUGUAUGAAAACUUAUCACAGGAUUCCAAGCUCAAAAUUUGUGACUUUGGGCUGUCCACUAUUGUGAGCAACAAAGUAUCUUUAGUAACAUUGUGUGGGACACCUGGCUAUUGUGCUCCUGAAGUGCUUAAGGGAAAUAACUAUGGCAAAAGCUGUGACAUGUGGAGUGUAGGAGUUAUUGCAUACAUUUUACUUUGUGGCUACGAACCAUUUCACUCUGACAAUGAACCACAAAUGUUUAAAAAAAUAUUGAAAGGUGAUUAUUCAUUUGACUCUCCUUGGUGGGAUGAAAUCAGUAACAAUGCCAAGGAUUUGGUUAGAAAACUGUUAGUUGUUGACCCAGCCAAAAGAUUAACAGCGUCUGCUGCACUGAAACAUGUUUGGGUGACCGGGAUGGCCAAUAAAAAAACUCACAUGGAAACUACAGUUGAUAAGAUCAAGGAGUUUAAUGCCAGGAGAAAAUUAAAGUUUACAACUGAUGUCAUUUUGGCUGUUGUUGCUGCUGCUAAAAGACUACCACUAAAGAAUAUGCUAAAUAUAAACCUUGAAUCAAAUAAACAACCAGCCGACCAGGAAGUGAAAUAGAAGGAUACAAUUGUAUAUGAAAUUUUAAAUAUUUUUAUUUUGCAAAUGGUUUCCAAGUUCGUUAAAUAUUAUUUCACGUAUUUAAAAAAAUUAUUGUUUCUUUAAUAGGCUUUGUUAAAUCAGUAGAUCAAACCUGGGUCUUCCUUAAUCAUUCAUCUUGAGGGCAAUGCCUUAUUAUUACUAUUAAAUUUUUAAACAAUUUUAAAAAGGGAAUAUUUUUCCUUUUUACAUUUCACUCAUACAUAAAUUUUUAUAAAUACAGUUUAUAAAUAAUGAUAUUUUUUUAAAUUGUGCCUUGUACAUUAAAUGCUGUUUGAGAUAUUCUAUUUGACUUUCACAAGAUGCAACCAUUGCCAAAGAAAAUAUAUUUACCCAGUACUUGCACUGUCUUGAUAUUUUUAAAAGCCUAAAUUUGUAACAAAUAUGUGUUGUCAAAUUUUGUAUUCUUCAACAUGUACUUCCAAAAUGUAUGUACUACAAUAAACUGUUUAGUGUGCAUCUACUUAGUCAAUUAGUUUAUUGCUUUUUAAGUUUAUCAAAAAGAAAUAAUUUUUGAUGGUAGCAAUUAGAAGAGCAUCCCACACCAUUUGACUAAAAUCCUUAAGUAGGAAGACUGGCCAUUUCUGUGCUUCUAUGAUCUGUAUGAAAAAAAAAGCCCUGCAAAAGUGAAAAGAUCUCUUACAUAGACAUAAAGGGUAAAAGAUAUCCAAAACUCUAUGACAGAACUCAAUCACAGCCCCUGGAGCCUACAUUUUGUUGGUUAACAGCGCUCUAUAAAUUAAAUUAUUAUCAAUCCUUGAUUCCUGCUAGCCAGAGUUUUAGACUUUUAACCUUGUCUUUUUGUAAGAAAUGAUACUGUGAUUAAGUUGACUACUACAAAUUAAAGAGUCCUGUUUUUUACAAAGCUUAUAUCAACUCACUUUGUUCUGUCUGGUUUAUUUUUUUUUACACAUUAUUUCUCACACACUCAACCUCAUAUUAAGUUGAAAUUGUGCACAAUUAUUUAUUGUACCUGACAAAUUGAAUCAAUAAAAAAAUUAACCAA
Biomphalaria glabrata is the source of this 2270-nucleotide messenger RNA. Its product is annotated as calcium/calmodulin-dependent protein kinase type IV-like. Gene Ontology annotation, biological process: protein phosphorylation. The coding region runs from base 200 to 1225 and encodes 341 amino acids. Gene Ontology annotation, molecular function: calcium/calmodulin-dependent protein kinase activity; calmodulin binding; ATP binding. The transcript is spliced from 13 exons. NCBI's taxonomy places the organism in Eukaryota, Metazoa, Mollusca, Gastropoda, Planorbidae. The record is from RefSeq and is a predicted model, not a curated record.